AAAUGUUUCCAUAUGCUGUUAUCCGAUCUGCAACACGGUUACGGUUGAUUAACGUUGUUUAUCCAUUGUCGCGCCCGCCUGGCGAGUUGCCCUGUUCGCCUGUAGCUAACCAUGGCUGAAGCGAUGUUUUUUAGCCCCGAGUGUCUAGCCAGCCUGCUAACUGACAGGCUGAGUGGCCAGGCGGCGAGUAAGCGCCUGUUUUGUCACCUCGACAGUCUGGAUGGGCGAUGUUAAGUGUAGUUAUAUGUGAGUGAUUACGAAAAACAAAUGAAUGAUUGUGCUUAACAUUGGAGACAACACCCAGGCCAGAUUCAUUGAUAUUUUCAAAGCGGUCAGACCAGAAUCAUGUGAUUUUUCUAAAUGUCCAUGGAAACAGCUGACUAAAGUUUACAGCUAUCCCACCGGUUUUCCUUUGUAGAAGUCCCAGAGGAAGCAGUGCUGGAAAUCACUUGGAUUACGCCUUUUCUGAUGUUAAUAGAUCCACAAUUCAUCCGCUGAUGACCACAUCUGAAGCCAAUCCUGAGUUGUGAGUCAGCAGAGGGGAAGCUGGGCUGAUGACAAGCAUGACAUUGAGCCAAGCCACAGAUGCAUGUCCACUCAAAAGGCCCAACUCAGCACUCUUCCCAUCCGCUUUCCGGCUUUCAACCAGUCGCUCAGAGAGGGGGUGUUGACGGGGCGUAGCUAGUCCCCUGCACCCCCAAGUAGAACCUCACUGUGAAGCUGGAGGUCUCUGAUGGAUCAGGGUAGUAGUGAGCAGAGUCCAGAGGAGACGGACACAGGAGGCCGAGCGGAGCCGGAGGUCGGCAGGAGGGCGUCUGAGUCAGAGCAUGGCUUGUCCAAAAUCACCCACAAUGCCCUGGAGAACAUGGGAGCGUUGGGAGUAUUAGGCCAUGGCCUGAAGCAGUUCUUCCAGCCACAGCGCAGACGCUCCUCUGUUUCCCCACAUGACUCUGUCUCGUCCUGCACAGGUGCCCCUCCCUCCGAAACCACUGAUGUAGGGUCAGAAGUAGGGGACGCUCCAGCCACCUUGGCCCUCCCUUUGGAUUCUGAUAACCCUUCCGCCCCUCCCGCAGCUCUGAGCCGUGUUCUGCAGCAGAUCCGAGGUGCUCCACCAAUUAUGAAGCGAGGCUCCAGCCUGCAGAGCCGCCGCAGCAAGGUGGGGGGCACUGGGGAUCCUCCCCAGAAAGGUAGCCCACAGAUCCACCGGCGAAGCACCCAUGAAGCCCUUCUGCAGGCUGGACGCCCACGCUCCUCCUCGACCACAGAUACACCCAGCAGCCCAGCUCUAGUUGACAUGCUGCUGACCUCUGGUUACCAAUCAACUGAGGAGCCUGACAAGCAGAUGGAUCAUUAUGAUGGAUCAGGCCCUGCUGUGUCACCCAAUGCCCUCCCCUACGGUGCAGAUGGGUAUGAUGUAGUGGACAGUACCCCAGACCCCCAGCGAACUAAGCAGGCCAUUGCCCAACUACAACAGAAGAUCCUCAAACUCACUGAACAAAUCAAAAUUGAACAAACUGCACGUGAUGACAACGUGGCUGAAUACCUGAAACUUGCCAAUAAUGCAGACAAACAGCAGAGUGCACGCAUCAAGCAGGUGUUUGAGAAGAAGAACCAAAAGUCAGCGCAGAGUAUCCAGCAACUGCAGAGGAAGCUGGAGCAUUACCACCGGAAACUUCGAGAGGUGGAGCACAACGGCAUCCCUCGCCAGCCCAAAGAUGUUUUCCGAGACAUGCACCAGGGGCUGAAAGAUGUCGGAGCCAAGGUGACAGGGGGCCUCUCCAGUUUUUCUCAAGCCACUCAUUCUGCAGCCGGAGCCGUGGUGUCUAAGCCGAGAGAAAUCGCCUCACUUAUCCGCAACAAGUUUGGCAGUGCUGAUAACAUUGCAGCCCUGAAAGACUCCUUGGAUGAAAACCAUGGAGAUGAAGGUGUUGGCCCUGGGGGAACGAGGAUCCUUGGAACCGGACAGAUGCAGUCCAGCCCAAAGUAUGGCAGUGAUGAGGAUUGUUCUAGCGCUACUUCUGGCUCUGCAGGAGCCAAUAGCACGACUGGAGCCCCUGGAGGCCCUCCUAGUUCCAAAGGCAAUACCCUUGAUCAUGCCCAGGCCUCAGGCUUUGAUGCUAUACUCCAUGAGAUCCAAGACCUCCGGGAAAACCAAGGUCGACUGGAGGAGUCCUUUGAAAACUUAAAAGCCCACUAUCAGCGGGACUACACAUUGAUCAUGGAGGCCCUGCAAGAGGAACGAUACAGGUGUGAACGUUUAGAAGAACAGCUCAAUGACUUGACGGAACUGCACCAGAAUGAAAUACUAAACUUGAAACAGGAACUAGCCAGCAUGGAGGAGAAGAUUGCUUAUCAGUCUUAUGAAAGAGCGAGGGACAUUCAGGAGGCACUGGAGGCAUGUCAGACACGGAUCUCCAAGAUGGAGCUGCAGCAGCAGCAACAGCAGGUGGUCCAGCUCGAGGGUUUGGAGAACGCCACAGCGCGGACUCUACUUGGAAAACUUAUCAAUGUGCUCCUAGCUGUUAUGGCAGUCCUUUUGGUGUUUGUAUCCACGGUGGCUAACUGUGUUGUCCCCUUAAUGAAAACACGCAGCCGCACGUUUUCUACGCUGCUCCUCGUAAUCCUCCUUGCCUUUCUCUGGAGGCACUGGGAGGCCAUUUCAGAGUAUCUGCAUCGCUUUCUUCUGCACCCAAGAUGACCGGCUUGGAGAGGCUUAUUUAUAUGAUGAAGGGACAAAGGCUUUGGGGCUGAUGUGUAAAGGGAGGACACUGACCCAUACAGGGAGUUGAAUCUCACUAGUCCUAUCUUUUGUUCCUUUUUAGCAGAUUUUUAAAAACACUCAGAAGGUUUGCAUCUGAGGUUUGUCACUUUAUCACUUUCUGAAAUGUGUUUUGAGAAGAAUAAAACAGAGUAUAAGGGAAGAAAAGGCUGGAUGUUUGGUAUUGACUUUGCUUUCUUUGGUUUAAUUGUGACGCAUAGUGUAAGGGUGAAUGGGGUUUAUGUAGAUGAAGGAGGGGCUAAGAGAACUGCACACUUGAUUUUUUUUCUUUUGAGUGAAUUUGUUUACAUGUGGAAAACAUUGCAUUGUUUCCCCACAGAAUAAAUUGUAAUGCAGUUUUAUUACUUAUGAUCUGAUUUUAAGUGGUAUUGUUUUGAAGUCACUGCUAUUGUUAUUACAGCUGAUUGAUGGCUUUUUAUUUGUAUUUUAACUGUAAUGAGCUGACCGUUUUCUGCUGAUUUAGUUGUCCAUAUUAUUUGUUUGUAAGUUCUCUCUCUUCUGGUCUUGCCUGGUUUCACAGUCUACUCCUUCUUUUCCCUUUACUCAAUCUUUUUGAAUUUUAGCUUGUGUGACCAACUCUUCCUCUCCAUGAAUACUGCCCUUUGAAGAAUGGGGUGCUUGCACAUCAGCUACAUUGCUCUGGAAUCAGACUUGUCACUGGAUCAAAUAAUAGUGGAUUGUUAACUUGUUUCUUGUGGAUGUGCGAAGUCAACAACACUGGUUCUGCCACAACCAGGAUAUUGCUAUCAAGAACGAAGUUUAGAGUUGCAACCCUGCCCUCAGGCCAACUAUCCUGGUGACUUUUCCACUGCAGAAGAAUAAUCUAUGAACUGAAUUAACAUACUUGAAGAGCGGUUAAAGUGCUCAAAGACUCAGUGCUUCCGUACUGUUUCUAUUAGUGACAAUGAAAUAGUUAUACUUUUUAGUUGAUUUAUUUUUUAUUUUUUAAAGACAAAUAAAUUUGCUGUUUUAAAAGGUGAAAUUGAAA
Etheostoma spectabile (orangethroat darter) is the source of this 3767-nucleotide messenger RNA. RefSeq names its product transmembrane and coiled-coil domain family 1b (gene tmcc1b). The coding region runs from base 734 to 2698 and encodes 654 amino acids. The transcript is spliced from 8 exons. Gene Ontology annotation, cellular component: endomembrane system. Lineage: Eukaryota; Metazoa; Chordata; Actinopteri; Perciformes; Percidae. The record is from RefSeq and is a predicted model, not a curated record.